This is a messenger RNA of Pygoscelis adeliae (Adelie penguin), 769 nucleotides long. It is a transcript of the gene PABPN1L, whose product is annotated as poly(A) binding protein, nuclear 1-like (cytoplasmic). The record is from RefSeq and is a predicted model, not a curated record. Lineage: Eukaryota; Metazoa; Chordata; Aves; Sphenisciformes; Spheniscidae. Gene Ontology annotation, molecular function: RNA binding. The annotation marks the transcript as partial. The transcript is spliced from 7 exons.
UCCUCUCUUCCUGGACACUUCAGGGAUCUGGUGGCAGGACCCGCCGUCCCUGGCAGCGGUGGAGGCGUCCUGGGACGUGACAGAGAUGGCAGCUCUGCGGAAGGCUGCAGACGACAGCUCGGACCUGAGCCACCUGGAGAGGGACAGGGCGGAGGAGCUGGCUGUGCCGGACCCAGAGCUGGAGGCCAUCAAAGCCCGAGUGCGAGAGAUGGAGAAAGAGGAUGAGAGGCUGAAGGAGUUGCAGCUGGAAGCUGAGAGCCGCCUCAUCGUGAGCUCGGAGGCAGGCUGGAGCGUUCAGCUGGAAGGGUCUCCUGAACCUCAGGAGAUGACCCACGAGGCGGGGGGGGGCUGGCUAGCGGCACUGGAGGGGCUGGGGCUGGCAUUGCAGGUGGACUACGGGGGCACGGCGGAAGAGCUGGAGUCUCACUUCAACAGCUGCGGGCAGAUCAACCGAGUGACCAUCCUCUGCGACAAGUUCUCGGGGCAUCCUAAAGGGUACGCCUACAUCGAGUUUGAAGAGAAGAGCUCCGUGAAGGCUGCGGUGGAGCUGGACGAGAGUGUGUUCAGAGGCCGUGUCAUUAAGGUGCUGCCCAAGAGGACCAACAUGCCGGGCAUCAGCACUACUGACCGCGGGGGCUACCGGGGCCGAUUCCAAGCCCGGGGAGGGCUUGCCCAGCGGGGAGGCUACUACGGAGGGCAGCACCCGAGGGUGCGAGGGAGGACAUACAGGGGUCGGGCAAGGCUGCUGCCUUGGUAUUUUCCAUACUAG